Molecule: messenger RNA, 864 nt
Organism: Symbiodinium natans
Lineage: Eukaryota; Dinophyceae; Suessiales; Symbiodiniaceae
Source: the annotation of a GenBank genome assembly
AUGAAGAACAAAAAGAAGAAGAAUCAUGUCUUGCUAGCAGCCACGCGCUGGGCUUUGCCUGAUGGCGCUCGAGACAGCAAGUCGUUUCUUCUUUCGACGGGGGGUGACACUACGAAACCCGUUGCAGCUCCUUCGGUCUUGCAGGAGUCGCAGAGAACGAAGAUAUACGAGGAGCUGAAGAAGCAGCUGCGAGACGAGUGCACUUCGCAGGGUCAGAGCCAAUACCCCAGCAUGGCAUUCGAACGCUGGUGGCUUUCCGUGAGAGAUCACACAGGUGGCCCGGAUCCACUGAUUCCGACCCCGCAAAAGGCCGAGGACCCAACGUUGGUUACGGACUUGGAGCGAGCAGGAUUCUCGAGGACGGCCGCCUGCGGUGUCGCCAGGCGACUUGCUUCCAAAUCGGCUGCAUCGGCUGCUUCAUUGGCCGCUUCAAAAGAAUCAAAGCAGGGCAGCAAGGAAAUCGUUGAACUGCAGCGGUCUUCAGAUGGCGAUGAGGUGCAAUUGUUUUGCAAGUCUGCUGGGGCAAGGGUUCGCUUUUCAGCAUUCGCGUACAAGAAGCUCAAGAAGUUGUAUGAGUUUCAUCAGAGACGGAAUGGCUGCAGCCGCUUAGAAGAAGCGGCAGUUGUCCUCGGGUUGAGAUACCAGGCAUUAGGUGGGACCGGCUUCCAAUUGGCUUUGCCAGCAGCGGCAUGGAACGUGUUGCAGACCGACUUUGCCGUACAGGCAGAGUGCUUCGCGUCACCGUUCAACUGCUGGUUCCCAAACUAUUGCAGUGCGUUUCCAGAUUGUGCGAGGCCAAGUGCUUGGCAUUCGCGCGAAUCGCGUCCUGUUUUCCCUUUCGAAGCCUCGUGUCAUUUCGUGUAG